This is a messenger RNA of Brassica oleracea var. oleracea, 1242 nucleotides long. Its product is annotated as homeobox-leucine zipper protein HAT7-like. The record is from RefSeq and is a predicted model, not a curated record. The coding region runs from base 217 to 1146 and encodes 309 amino acids. Gene Ontology annotation, molecular function: sequence-specific DNA binding; DNA-binding transcription factor activity, RNA polymerase II-specific. Gene Ontology annotation, biological process: positive regulation of DNA-templated transcription. Gene Ontology annotation, cellular component: nucleus. The transcript has 3 exons. Lineage: Eukaryota; Viridiplantae; Streptophyta; Magnoliopsida; Brassicales; Brassicaceae.
UCAAAAGAAAGAUCAGCAUAUGCCCUAAAGCUUAAAUGGUAUAAAAGGUGGGUCCUAUACAAACCUCUCAUGAACUGAUCUCUUCAUUCUUCUUGCUAAAUUCUCUCUCAUAAGAAAACUUCAAGAUCUUGUGUUCCUGACCUAAAUUACUAAGAUUGAUCAGCUAGCAAUUCUUAAUCAGUGGUCGGUUUUGCGUGUGUGUAUACACACAUUUAUAUGUAUAUGUAUGAGGAGGAAAGGAACAAUAUUGCCAAUAAUCAAGAAAGACUGAGAUUGGAGAUGGCCUUUCCACAGCAUGGAUUCAUGUUUCAGCAACUCCAUGAAGACAAUACUCAUCACUUACCUUCCCCUACCUCUCUCCCUUCUUGCCCUCCACACCUCUUUUAUGGAGGAGGAAACUACAUGAUGAACAGAUCGAUGUCGUUCACGGGAGUAUCAGAUCACCAUCAUCUAACUCAAAAAAGUCCGACCACGACGAACAUGCAUGAUCAGGACCAGGUGGGCGAGGAAGACAAUCUAUCAGAUGAUGGGUCCCAUAUGAUGUUAGGAGAGAAGAAGAAGAGGCUCAGUUUAGAGCAAGUUAUGGCAUUAGAGAAGAGCUUCGAGCUAGGGAACAAGCUAGAGCCAGAGAGGAAGAUGCAGCUUGCUAAGGCUUUAGGGUUGCAGCCUAGGCAGAUUGCGAUAUGGUUCCAGAACAGGAGAGCUAGGUGGAAGACAAAGCAGCUCGAAAGAGACUACGAUUCUCUGAAGAAACAGUUCGAUGUUUUGAAAUCGGACAAUGAUUCUCUUCUAGCCAACAACGAGAAACUCCACGCUGAGUUAGUGGCAUUGAAGAAACAAGACCGUCAAGAAUCAGCAAAGAUCAAGAGAGAAAUAGCAGAAGCGUCAUGGAGCAACAAUGAAAGCACAGAAAAUGAUAAUAACAAUUCAGAUAUAAAUCAUGUGAACAUGAUCAAAGAUCUUUUCCCUUCUUCAAUCCGAUCCGCAACUACGACCACGACCUCGGCCCAUACUGAUCAUCAGAUGGUUCAAGAUCAAGGAUUCUGCAAUAUGUUCAGUAGUAUUGAUGAAACGACGUCGGGUAGUUAUUGGACAUGGCCUGACCAGCAGCAGCAACAUCACAAUCAUCAUCAUCAUUUCAACUGAUUCUAUUGUACUCCAAGAGGAACAUCAUAAUCCUGAUCAACAUCAUCAUCAUACUCAUGUUGAUAUCAUUAUCAUCUUCAAAAGAAAUUUCAUAGA